Messenger RNA from Boleophthalmus pectinirostris (great blue-spotted mudskipper), 2011 nucleotides. Its product is annotated as H-2 class I histocompatibility antigen, Q9 alpha chain-like. The record is from RefSeq and is a predicted model, not a curated record. Gene Ontology annotation, biological process: immune response. NCBI's taxonomy places the organism in Eukaryota, Metazoa, Chordata, Actinopteri, Gobiiformes, Gobiidae. The transcript has 8 exons. The coding region runs from base 305 to 1198 and encodes 297 amino acids. Gene Ontology annotation, cellular component: external side of plasma membrane.
AACUCAUAGAAAACAAACAAACAAACAAACUCAUAGACAAACACAGAGACAGAUCAAGUGUCUCUGGAGACUUUCUCACACUUUGAUUUUGGACAUGAAGUGGACAUGAAGUUGUUUUGUGCUCGUGCUCGUGGGGACACUGCUACACGGAGCCGCAGCCAAGGUUCACACUUUGAGAUAUUUCCAGACGUCUUCAACUCAAGUCCCAAACUUCCCAGAGCACAUUUCUGUUGCAUAUGUGGACGAUCUUCAGAUUUAUCACUACGACAGUGACACAAAGAGACUUGUCCCCAAACAGGAGUGGAUGAAGAAACUCUCAUUGGAGGAGCCUCAGUACUGGGAGAGACAAACUCAGAACAGUUUGGGGAAUGAGCUGACGGGAAAAGCUGAAAUAGAAACUGUCAAACGACGCCUGAAUGUGACCAGAGGUCUUCAUCUACAUCAGAGGAUGGGUGGAUGUGACUGGGACGAUGAGACUAAUGAGAUCAGAGGAUAUUAUCAAACUGCUUUUGACGGAGAAGAUUUUAUUUCAUUGGAUUUUGAGACUGAAACUUAUGUGGCUGCAAAACAACAGGCCUUUAUCACCAAACAGACAUGGGAGAGGGAAGGAGUCGCUGCCUACACUAAAAACUUAAUCAUUCAUGAAUGUUCUAAGAAUCUGAAGAAAUUUGUGCACAACGCAGAGAGCGCUCUGAAGAGGACAGAGCUCCCCCUGGUGUCCCUGCUGCAGAAGUCCUCCUCAGGUCCAGUCACGUGCCACGCCACACGCUUCUACCCCGACAGAGCCAUGCUGUUCUGGACCAAAGACGGAGUGGAGGUGACGGAGGACGUGGACCCUGGAGAGAUCCUGCCCAACGGAGACGGGACCUUCCAGACCAGUGUGUCCCUGGACCUGUCCUCUGUCCCCCCUGAGGACUGGGACAGGUUCAACUGUGUGUUCCAACUGUCCGGGGUCCAAGACGACUAUGUGACCAGACUGGACCGGACCAAGAUCUUGACCAACGAGGAGACGCCCACAGAUCUCGUCUCUGUGUUGGUUCCUCUCGCUGUCGUCGCUCUGGUCGUCGCUCUGGUCGUCGCUCUGGUCGCUGUCGCCUUCGUCUUGAUCAGGAGAUCUAGAGCCAAACGGCCCCCGACUCCUCCGAGUGACCCGGACGUGCAGGAGGUGCUGCAGGAGUUGAACCCUCAGCCACAGUGACGUUCGCUCGGACAGAUCAGCUCCGUCCUGACGCUUCACGCCUUUGGUUUUUUUUCACCAUUUAACAUUAAAUUAAAACUCUGUCCUGCUUGAAUCUUAUAAAUGUGACAUGACUGUGUGGCAGAGUGGUUAGCACUGCUCUGGGAUCACAUCUAGGACGUGUUUGUUGUUCUCCAGACCAUUUUUAGAACACGCUGGAAACUGGAACCGGAGAAAAAAGAAAUGACUGUAUUUUUCAGACUAUAAGUCGCACCACACAAAAAAUACACAAUGAAGAAGAAAAAAACAUAUACAAGUUGCACUUUUUUUUUUUGUAUUUACACAAAAAAAAUGAUCCCUUAAUUAGCUGUUAGGUAUUUUGUAUCCAUAAAUAUUUGUUUUGGUGCACUUAAACUCUCUACAAAGAUGAUUUAAAAAACACAUUACGCAAAUUAGACUUUUUUUUUUUGACCAUUUUCUAUUGCCCCCUCAUCAAAAACAUACCUAGAGUUAUAUUUUGUUUCUUUAACUCGUUUAUCCAAAGUUGUCUUCUCUCAGCCUCAAAAAUGCUCCCUUUAAAUAUCGCCCGGAUUGUCGCGUCAUAGAUAAAACUUUGGACUUCUCCUGCGCAGUUGUGAAGUCGUGAACCAUCGGCGGACUCACUCUGCGGUCAAAUGCUCACGAUAAACGUCAAAGCGUUUUAAAUUCAAGCCACAGGAAGGUAGAAUAUGUGUUGAGAAUGAGAUACUGGGAGCGCUCGCCCGGAUCACAGACGCAAGUUACACAAAAAACAGGUGCUGCUCAAGGGCUAGAGGGCAAAUGUUGAACAAACAA